CGUGGGACGCUUUACGGUGGCCGGGAGGCUGCCGGGUUGUGUCUGCGGGGUCUGGAAGCGCUCCCCGGAGGAGUGGGGAACCUCGUUUCUCUGAUCCAGCUCCCCGAGCGUGGGGCGCUACCCCGGCAGCCGUCACCAUGGUGAAGGAGCAGUUCCGGGAGACGGAUGUGGCCAAGAAAAUAAGCCACAUCUGUUUUGGAAUGAAGUCGCCCGAGGAGAUGCGCCAGCAGGCGCACAUCCAGGUUGUGAGUAAGAACCUGUACAGCCAGGACAACAACCACGCCCCCUUGCUGUACGGGGUGCUUGACCACAGGAUGGGUACCAGUGAGAAGGACCGCCCUUGUGAGACCUGUGGGAAGAACUUGGCUGACUGUCUGGGCCACUACGGGUACAUUGACCUGGAACUGCCUUGUUUCCACGUGGGAUACUUCCGCGCCGUCAUAGGCAUCCUGCAGAUGAUCUGCAAAACCUGCUGCCACAUCAUGCUGUCCCAAGAGGAGAAGAAGCAGUUUCUGGAUUAUCUCAAGAGGCCUGGCCUGACCUACCUCCAGAAGCGAGGGCUGAAGAAGAAAAUCUCUGAUAAAUGCCGGAAGAAAAACAUCUGCCACCACUGUGGCGCUUUCAAUGGUACUGUAAAGAAGUGUGGUUUACUGAAGAUAAUUCAUGAGAAAUACAAGACCAACAAGAAAGUGGUAGAUCCUAUCGUAUCGAAUUUCCUUCAUUCUUUUGAAACGGCCAUCGAGCACAACAAAGAAGUGGAGCCCCUUCUGGGGAGGGCACAGGAAAACUUGAAUCCCUUAGUCGUUCUGAAUUUAUUUAAGCAAAUCCCAGCUGAAGAUGUCCCUCUCCUUCUGAUGAACCCGGAAGCCGGAAAGCCCUCCGAUUUGAUCCUCACGCGACUGUUAGUGCCCCCCUUGUGCAUCAGGCCCUCCGUCGUGAGCGAUUUGAAGUCUGGCACCAACGAAGACGAUCUGACGAUGAAAUUGACAGAGAUCAUUUUCCUAAAUGAUGUCAUUAAAAAGCAUCGGAUAUCAGGAGCCAAGACCCAGAUGAUCAUGGAAGACUGGGACUUCUUACAGCUGCAGUGUGCCCUCUACAUCAACAGCGAGCUCUCGGGCAUCCCCCUUAACAUGGCGCCCAAAAAAUGGACCCGGGGUUUUGUCCAGCGCCUGAAGGGAAAACAGGGUCGAUUUAGAGGCAAUCUCUCAGGAAAGAGGGUGGAUUUUUCUGGCAGAACUGUCAUCUCACCUGACCCCAACCUCCGGAUUGAUGAGGUAGCUGUGCCAGUUCAUGUGGCCAAAAUUCUAACUUUUCCUGAGAAAGUAAACAAAGCAAACAUUAACUUUUUGAGGAAACUGGUUCAAAACGGACCUGAAGUUCACCCAGGAGCCAAUUUCAUUCAGCAGAGACACACGCAGAUGAAAAGGUUUUUGAAAUAUGGAAAUAGGGAAAAGAUGGCUCAGGAGCUCAAGUACGGGGACAUUGUGGAGAGACACCUCAUAGACGGGGACGUGGUGCUGUUCAACCGGCAGCCCUCGCUGCACAAGCUGAGCAUCAUGGCGCACCUGGCCAGGGUCAAGCCCCAUCGGACCUUCAGAUUUAACGAGUGUGUGUGUACACCCUACAAUGCGGAUUUUGAUGGCGAUGAGAUGAACCUUCACCUUCCACAAACAGAAGAAGCAAAAGCAGAGGCCCUUGUUCUAAUGGGGACUAAAGCAAAUCUUGUAACUCCAAGGAACGGGGAACCACUAAUUGCUGCUAUUCAGGACUUUCUAACAGGUGCCUAUCUCCUUACUCUUAAGGACACUUUCUUUGACCGAGCCAAGGCAUGCCAAAUCAUUGCUUCAAUACUGGUGGGCAAAGAUGAGAAAAUUAAAGUUCGUCUCCCGCCUCCUACAAUAUUGAAGCCUGUCACCCUGUGGACAGGAAAGCAAAUCUUCAGUGUCAUCCUCAGACCUAGUGAUGACAAUCCAGUGAGGGCCAACCUUCGAACCAAGGGCAAGCAGUACUGUGGCAAAGGAGAAGACCUCUGUGUCAAUGAUUCCUACGUCACUAUCCAGAACAGUGAGCUGAUGAGUGGCAGCAUGGACAAAGGAACACUGGGAUCAGGAUCCAAGAACAAUAUUUUUUACAUUUUGCUGCGAGACUGGGGACAGAAUGAAGCUGCCGAUGCCAUGUCAAGGCUUGCCAGGCUGGCUCCUGUCUACCUCUCAAACCGUGGAUUCUCAAUUGGGAUUGGUGACGUCACACCUGGUCAAGGACUGCUAAAAGCCAAGUAUGAGUUGCUGAAUGCUGGCUACAAAAAAUGUGACGAGUACAUCGAAGCCCUAAACACGGGCAAGCUGCAGCAGCAGCCUGGCUGCACCGCGGAGGAGACGCUGGAGGCUCUGAUCCUGAAGGAGCUGUCGGUGAUCCGAGACCAUGCGGGCAGCGCCUGCCUCCGGGAGCUGGACAAGAGCAACAGCCCCCUCACCAUGGCUCUGUGCGGCUCCAAAGGUUCCUUCAUUAACAUAUCACAGAUGAUUGCCUGUGUGGGACAGCAAGCCAUCAGUGGCUCCCGAGUGCCAGAUGGCUUUGAAAACAGGUCCUUGCCUCACUUUGAAAAACACUCAAAGCUCCCAGCUGCCAAAGGCUUUGUGGCUAAUAGCUUUUAUUCUGGUUUGACACCAACUGAGUUUUUCUUCCACACAAUGGCUGGCCGGGAAGGUCUAGUCGACACAGCCGUAAAGACAGCUGAAACGGGAUACAUGCAGAGAAGGCUUGUGAAGUCCCUUGAAGACCUUUGUUCACAGUAUGAUUUGACAGUCCGAAGCUCUACGGGAGAUAUCAUACAGUUCAUUUAUGGGGGAGAUGGCUUAGAUCCCGCAGCUAUGGAGGGAAAAGAUGAGCCCUUGGAGUUUAAAAGGGUUCUGGACAACAUCAAAGCAGUCUUCCCGUGUCAGAGCGAGCCUGCGCUCAGUAAGAACGAGCUGGUCCUGAGCACCGAGUCCAUCAUGAAGAAGCACGAGUUCCUCUGCUGCCAGGAGAGCUUCCUGCAGGAAAUAAAGGAAUUCAUUAAGGGGGUUUCUGAGAAGAUCAAGAAAACCAGAGAUAAAUAUGGCAUCAACGACAAUGGCACAACAGAGCCCCGGGUGCUGUACCAGUUGGACCGGAUCACCCCCACCCAAAUAGAAAAGUUUCUGGAGACCUGCAGGGACAAGUACAUGAGGGCACAGAUGGAGCCUGGUUCUGCGGUAGGUGCCCUCUGUGCCCAGAGCAUCGGGGAGCCGGGCACCCAGAUGACCCUGAAGACUUUCCACUUUGCAGGCGUGGCCUCCAUGAACAUCACCCUGGGUGUGCCCCGCAUCAAAGAGAUCAUCAAUGCUUCCAAGGCCAUCAGCACUCCAAUCAUCACGGCUCAGCUAGACAAGGAUGACGAUGCAGAUUAUGCUCGCCUCGUGAAAGGGAGAAUUGAGAAAACUCUCUUGGGAGAGAUUUCAGAGUACAUCGAAGAGGUGUUCCUCCCCGACGACUGCUUUAUCCUGGUCAAGCUCUCCCUGGAGCGGAUCAGACUCCUGAGGCUGGAAGUGAACGCGGAGACGGUGCGGUACUCCAUCUGCAUGUCCAAGCUCCGAGUGAAGCCGGGCGACGUGGCCGUUCACGGCGAGGCCGUGGUGUGUGUCACCCCCCGUGAGAACAGCAAGAGCUCCAUGUACUACGUGCUGCAGUUCCUGAAGGAGGACCUCCCCAAGGUGGUGGUGCAGGGCAUCCCAGAAGUGUCCAGAGCUGUCAUCCACAUCGACGAGCAGAGUGGGAAGGAGAAGUACAAGCUCCUGGUGGAGGGUGAUAACCUCCGGGCAGUCAUGGCCACUCACGGCGUGAAGGGCACCCGAACCACCUCCAAUAACACGUAUGAGGUGGAGAAAACGCUGGGCAUCGAAGCUGCCCGGACAACGAUCAUCAACGAGAUCCAGUACACGAUGGUCAACCACGGCAUGAGCAUCGACCGGAGGCACGUGAUGCUGCUCUCCGACCUCAUGACCUACAAGGGCGAAGUCCUGGGCAUCACCAGGUUCGGCCUGGCCAAGAUGAAGGAGAGCGUGCUGAUGCUGGCCUCCUUCGAGAAGACGGCGGACCACCUCUUCGACGCCGCCUACUUUGGGCAGAAGGACUCCGUGUGCGGGGUGUCCGAAUGCAUCAUCAUGGGGAUCCCCAUGAACAUUGGAACCGGGCUCUUCAAGCUGCUCCACAAGGCCAACAGGGACCCGAGCCCUCCCAGGAGGCCCCUGAUCUUCGACACAAAGGAAUUCCACAUCCCUCUGGUCACAUAGCCCCGGGGAGAGGGGACCAGAGGCUGCCUCGGCGCUGUGCUCCUUGGGACAGGCCCUGCUGUCCCCACCAGGCCAGCAGCCAGGGCAGGCCCCCAGUGACCCUGACCACCCACAGUGCUUGGCUGGGACAGCUGAGGCUUCUCCACACCUGCCGCCCCCUCUACCUCUGACACCAGGAGGCCCCGCUAGGAGUCCUCACUCAUCCCCCCGUCACCAGGAUCGAGGGGCCCGAGCCCACGGCCAGGGCACCGUCCCAGGUUCUCCACCCCUUGGUCCUGCCUGACUCUGUGUAAUGUAUUUGUGUAAAUAUUGUUACUAUUAUUUAUUUGGUCAGUUUGAAAAAGUUGGUGUUUUUGUUAUUUGAUUUUACUUUUGAAACUCAGAAGCUUAGAAACCAAGAAAGCCAGCCCUGAAGCGUCUGGAAAAACUGGCUGAGCCGACGAGCCUGUCUGGGAUUGGAAAGUGAGCCGAGCCGCCCUGAGGCCCCAGCUGCUCUGAAACGCUCUCUCAUGUCCUGGCUACCCCGUUGCUUCGUCUGCCUCCAGCUCCUUCAGGUUGUGGCACUGCCUUGUCACUCUGCCUGUGACAGAGUCGGGGGCCUAUUCUUCAAGGCCCACGGAGGCCUUGCUGGCGUUUGGGCCUGCUGGGGUGGGAUUGCCGGUGUUCGUGGAGGUGAUGAGUGAAGCUGGCCCAGCUGCCAGCACUACCUGGGUGGCCUCCCACCCUCCUGAAUAAUCGCCUGUGUGCGCAGGGGACGGGUGCAGAACUGGUGGCCUGAGAAGUGCCCCAGGGCAGUGGCAGCAGGUGCCAGCUGUAAGGGGUGAAAGGGUCACCCAAACAGGAGGUGGGGUCAGCUGGAGCUGGAGACUUGCCCCAUUUGGCAACAGCAGACUCCUCGAAGAGUAAAUACUGUGACAAUAGGAUGCACAUGCCAGGCCAUCUUCUGCUGGUGACUGUACCCUCCCUGGCGUGGUUUCCCGGCCUCUGGAGUAUAGGGUGGCGGGAGGGAACACCAGCAGCACCCACUUGCCUCUGUGUGGCACCUGCUUAAAAUGGGGGAGGAAAGAUGGCGGCAACAGUGUGUUUUUGUGAGUAACAAAGACGCAUUGCCAGGAGCCCCGGCCACCUGGGAGCGCUCAUGGGACGGGAUUGAGGUGGAUGCAGAUGGAUUGGGAUCAGCAUGUGUCUCCGGAUAGAAGGGUCCUGUGAGGGAGCUCACCACUCAGUGAGAAGUGAGGGUCCUGUAGGCACUGGUUCUCAGGUCCUGCCGGCUGCUGGGUCCACAGGCACACCAAUGUUGGCUGGGAACUGUGUGCUCCCUGCUGUGUGUGCCAUGGGGGGUGGUGAAAUUGUCCCUAAUGGAAUCAUCUCCCUGCCCUGGACUUAAUAGUGAGCACAGAGCUUGAAGACCAGAUUGCCCUGUGUUCUCCAGAGUGAGAUCCAUAGGUUAGGGUUUACUCUGGGCCUGUUUGGAAGAAAUAAGAAAAACGUUUAUAUUCUGUCUCAGCCAUUCACACAUACAUGUUCCUGCCUCCUCAUCUGUCUAGCAGUUUGCCCUUUUUUAUCUUUUACAAAGGAUUAAAAUAGCUAUUGCCUCCGUUACAACCCCUGCUGUGUUCAGCACUUUGAGAAGGAGAAACAUCCGAGUUUCACUGUGUCAGUUAAAUUAUGGUGUGUUUCCACUUCAGGGUUUAUCUGUGUGCAUUCACACUGAUUCAUGUCUGAUUGAACCUGACACUGUAUAAUGAUUUUUCAUAAAUUUUUGCUCUCUCUUGGCAGAA
Molecule: messenger RNA, 6091 nt
Organism: Pipistrellus kuhlii (Kuhl's pipistrelle)
Lineage: Eukaryota; Metazoa; Chordata; Mammalia; Chiroptera; Vespertilionidae
Gene: POLR3A
Product: RNA polymerase III subunit A
Exons: 31
Coding region: 138-4310 (1390 amino acids)
Biological process (GO): DNA-templated transcription
Molecular function (GO): DNA-directed RNA polymerase activity; DNA binding
Source: RefSeq, a predicted model, not a curated record